CACGCCCGCGGCCCCGCGACUUGUCGUCCCGCAGGCUGCGUGACCUGCGCUCUCGGCCGACCCGACUCCGGCUGCCCCGGCUCGUUCUAGCUCGUCCCUUCCCUUCUGCUCGCCUGAGUCACCGCCGCUGCCGCCAUGGCCGAGAGUGGAGAGAGCGGCGGCCCUCCGGGCUCCCAGGACGGCGCCCCCGCGGCCGACGGUGCCGGCGCAUCCGGGGCCGCUCCCUCGAGCGAGCCCAAGAUCAUGAAAGUCACGGUGAAGACCCCGAAGGAGAAGGAGGAGUUCGCGGUGCCCGAGAACAGCUCGGUCCAGCAGUUCAAAGAAGAAAUCUCUAAACGAUUCAAAUCGCAUACUGACCAACUUGUGUUGAUAUUUGCUGGAAAAAUUUUAAAAGAUCAAGAUACUUUGAGUCAGCAUGGAAUCCAUGAUGGACUUACUGUUCACCUUGUCAUCAAAACACAAAACAGGCCACAAGAUAACCCAGCUCCGCAAACAAAUACCACUGGAGGCAAUGCUAAUAAUUCAUCAGCUCCAAACAGUAACCCUGCAUCAGGUUCUGCUACCAACAGUCCUUUUGGUGUAGGUGGACUUGGAGGACUUGCAGGCCUGAGUAGUUUGGGUUUGAAUACAACCAACUUCUCCGAACUACAGAGCCAAAUGCAACGACAACUAUUGUCCAACCCUGAAAUGAUGGUCCAGAUAAUGGAAAAUCCCUUCGUCCAGAGCAUGCUCUCAAAUCCUGACCUGAUGAGGCAAUUGAUUAUGGCCAAUCCACAAAUGCAGCAAUUGAUACAAAGAAAUCCAGAAAUUAGUCAUAUGCUCAAUAAUCCAGAUAUAAUGCGACAAACACUGGAGCUUGCCAGGAAUCCAGCAAUGAUGCAGGAAAUGAUGAGAAACCAGGAUAGAGCCUUGAGCAACCUAGAAAGUAUUCCUGGGGGCUACAAUGCUUUACGACGCAUGUAUACAGAUAUUCAGGAACCAAUGCUGAGUGCCGCACAAGAACAGUUUGGUGGUAACCCAUUUGCUUCCUUAGUGAGCAGUACAACCUCAGGUGAAGGUAGUCAACCUUCUCGUACAGAAAAUAGAGAUCCCUUACCCAAUCCAUGGGCUCCACAGGCUUCACAGAGUUCAUCAGCUUCUAGUGGCAACACCAGCACUGUGAGUGGCUCUGCUGGAAGCGCUACCAGUGUUCCUGCUGGGCAGAGCACCACGGGACCAAAUCUGGUAACUGGAGUAGGAGCUAGCAUGUUCAACACACCAGGAAUGCAAAGCUUGUUGCAACAAAUAACUGAAAACCCACAGCUUAUGCAAAACAUGUUGUCUGCCCCAUACAUGAGAAGCAUGAUGCAGUCACUGAGCCAGAACCCUGACCUUGCUGCACAGAUGAUGCUGAAUAACCCCCUAUUUGCUGGAAACCCUCAGCUUCAAGAACAAAUGAGACAACAGCUCCCAACUUUCCUCCAACAAAUGCAGAACCCUGAUACACUCUCAGCAAUGUCAAACCCUAGAGCAAUGCAGGCCUUGUUACAAAUUCAGCAGGGUUUGCAGACACUAGCAACAGAAGCCCCCGGCCUCAUCCCAGGGUUUACUCCUGGUUUGGGGGCAGCAGCAGGAAACACUGGAGGCUCUUCAGGAGCUAAUGUCUCUAGCACUUCACCCAGUGAAAACACAAACCCCGCAGCAGGAAAUGCUGAAAGUGCACACCAGCAGUUUAUUCAGCAGAUGCUACAGGCGCUUGCUGGUGUGAAUCCUCAGCAACUACAGAAUCCAGAAGUCAGAUUUCAGCAGCAACUGGAACAACUCAGUGCAAUGGGAUUUUUGAACCGUGAAGCAAACUUGCAAGCACUGAUAGCAACAGGAGGGGAUAUAAAUGCAGCUAUUGAAAGGCUAUUGGGCUCCCAACCAUCAUAGCAUUUCUCUAUCCUGAAAAAAUGUAAUUUAUUUUUGAUAACGGCUCUUAAAUCUUUAAAAUACUUGCUUUAUUUCAUUUUAACUCUUGGAAGUCUGUGCUGUUAUAACAAAACCAGUAUGAAGCAUUUUGAGGUGGAGUGCAGUAAGAUGUGUGGGUUUAUGGUUUUCUGUUCUGGAACAGUGGGAAUCAAUGUUCUUCAUGCAAAGCUACUGCAUGCACCAUACGCUUCUGCAUUUAUUGUAAUUUUUUUAAAUCACCUUUUCUAAUUGGGUGAACAGAUUUUGUCCUACAUAUGUCCAGCUUAUUUGCUUAUUAAACAUUAGCCUAUAGUAGUAAUUUAUGUAGAAUAAAAGCAUUAAAAAGCAAAUCAUUUGCGCUCUAUAAUUUGUUUUACAUUAUUGCUUACUGUGAUGAUAGCAUGUAGUUUUGCAAAUAAUGCUGUAAGAUUUAUACUCCCAACAAUCUUUGCUGUAUUUGUACACAAUACAGUGUGUGCACAUUUGGGACUGCAUUACUAGAAAAAUACUGUGAUAGUCAUCUGAGCAAAAACACCUCUUACCAAAAAGUAAACAGAUGGAGGUACUCAUACAGCUCAGUAUAGUCUCUGACAGCAGCUUUGAUAGUCGUCUCAGCAGAAGGGCCAUUUGGUUAGGUUCAUCAAAAAUACAGAGAAUUGAUUCUGGUUAUCUGAGGACAUUUAAUUGUACAGACAACAUAAUGUAACAAUGUCUCAGCAUUUACAUACUGACUGUAAAUUACCUUUCAAUUUUAUGUACACCAAAAAAGCACUGUAGUAUACUCUAAAAUGCCUUUGCUUAUGACUUGUCAGCUUUUCCCGUAAGUACUUUAACAGGCAUUACAUUUUGUAAUUGAAAUGUUGCUUUCACCAAAAGUAUUUAUGUUUCAGUUGUAAAACAUUAUAUAAAAGCAGAACUAUCUGUUGGGUUUUACCAGUUUUCUCAUAUAUAGACAGUACCCAAAUUUAAAAUGAUUUGUGAGUCACUUGUUUCUGAAGUAUUUGGAUAGUUCUAUUUAAAAAGUUUUUCAGAGCCUCAGAGAAAGGGGAAUGUGGGAGGGUUGCGACAGAAUCAACCUUGGAUUGGGCCAGCCUAAACUUAGUAAUACUGGCAGCCAAGAUUCUGUUCGGAUGUCUGUGCAUAUAGUGUAGUAUUACUUGGGAUGAAAAAUAAAGAGCCGUUUUAACAAUUUUGAGUACAUUUGGCUGUUUCACAGCUUUUUUCUUCUCUCCCCAAAGAAGUUCUAUUUGCCUAACUCUCAAACUAUUGGGGUGAUACAUUCCUUUAGGACCAAUUAAAACAUAACUUAAGGGUCAGUGAUAUAUUUGGCUAACUCUGGUUCAGUAUUCUCUUAGGUCAUUAUAUUCUCAUGUACAGUUAACAGGAAAUUAUAAUGUUAAAAUAACCUGAAGUGAGUUCAGACCAACAAAAUCAAGGAAAAUACAAGAUGAAUUCCAUUACUACUAUAAGUUGCUUGCUAUUAAAAGGUCAAGAGACUGCUUGCCAACCAGUCCGUGCACUGUUCUGACACUUUGCCCAGGAGGAAAACAUGUACAAAGGUCAGAGUGGAGGCAUGGCUGAGGAGCUUGCUAGGAAUGGUAUUCAUGUGUCUCUGCUUGUCCUGCCUCAUGCCUCAGUCUGUCUGGUGCUGAUGAAUGGCAAUAUAUAGUGUGGGACAGUGUCAUAGCUAAUUUGAUUUAUUAAUCACCAGAUAACAAUAAAUCUCUAGCUUUUAAA
This is a messenger RNA of Jaculus jaculus (lesser Egyptian jerboa), 3666 nucleotides long. RefSeq names its product ubiquilin 1 (gene Ubqln1). The record is from RefSeq and is a predicted model, not a curated record. Gene Ontology annotation, biological process: regulation of macroautophagy; autophagosome assembly. Gene Ontology annotation, molecular function: polyubiquitin modification-dependent protein binding. Bases 136 to 1911 code for a protein of 591 amino acids. NCBI's taxonomy places the organism in Eukaryota, Metazoa, Chordata, Mammalia, Rodentia, Dipodidae. Gene Ontology annotation, cellular component: cytosol; autophagosome. The transcript is spliced from 11 exons.